Molecule: messenger RNA, 568 nt
Organism: Stomoxys calcitrans (stable fly)
Lineage: Eukaryota; Metazoa; Arthropoda; Insecta; Diptera; Muscidae
Gene: Trmt112
Product: multifunctional methyltransferase subunit TRM112-like protein
Exons: 3
Coding region: 80-454 (124 amino acids)
Biological process (GO): rRNA (guanine-N7)-methylation; peptidyl-glutamine methylation; tRNA methylation
Molecular function (GO): protein heterodimerization activity
Source: RefSeq, a predicted model, not a curated record
UUUACCAUAUAAUUGUCAAAACGUGCUCUGUGCACCGAAAUUUUCAGUUUCCAACAAUUUAUUCAAUUAUUGAAAUAAAAUGAAACUAAGCACCUAUAAUUUCCUUACCUCAAAAGCCAUCAAAGGUGUUAAAGUUGGAUAUCCCCUUAAAUUGACGAUAUCCAAAAAAGAUGUUGUGGAAACGGAAUUCAAUCCCACUUUCAUAGAGAGACUAUUGCCCAAAUUAGAUUGGCCUACCGUUUACUUGGCGGCUCAGACGGCCGAAUUGGCUGACGAUAUACCUGCAGAGCAGCCUACAUCACUAGCCGACAAUGAAGAACUCCUACAAAGACUUCAUCAUCUUUUGCUGGAGAUUGAUGUUUUGGAAGGUCAACUGGAGUGUCCUGAAACGGGACGCAUAUUUCCCAUAACAGAUGGCAUACCCAAUAUGUUGCUAAACGAAGAUGAAGUUUAGAUGGACAAACAAGGCACAGUGGGGGUCUUUUUGCAUUUGUAUAAUUUGCUAUAUGUUAAUUGUAGCAAAUUUGUUAAAUUUAUUAGCAGUAAAAUUAAGUUUAUAAAUAGUUUA